AUUGCAAAGAGAAAUUGAAGGUUUAGACAAAUAUCUUUGGCUAGUUGAAAAUGGACAAGAUCGAAAGAUCGAUCUGACAAUGAGCAAUGAGGAUUGGAAUGAAGUGCAUGAUUGUGUGACUGUUGAACGUCGUCGCCCCGCAUCAUCUGAUGAACCUGAUUCAGGCAUUGAAUUACCAUUUGGUUGGAUCAAACAAUGGAGUGAACGAGAAGAACAAUUUUAUUAUUUUAAUACACACACGAAAGAAUCGCGUUGGAAACCACCAAAUUGA
Molecule: messenger RNA, 271 nt
Organism: Adineta ricciae
Lineage: Eukaryota; Metazoa; Rotifera; Eurotatoria; Adinetida; Adinetidae
Source: the annotation of a GenBank genome assembly